Messenger RNA from Sodiomyces alkalinus F11, 450 nucleotides. RefSeq lists its product as hypothetical. The transcript has 5 exons. The coding region runs from base 1 to 450 and encodes 149 amino acids. The record is from RefSeq and is a predicted model, not a curated record. Lineage: Eukaryota; Fungi; Ascomycota; Sordariomycetes; Glomerellales; Plectosphaerellaceae.
AUGGCGGCCACCCAUAUCAACGGCAACAUAGGAACCUUUCCCUCCACUGGAGACGGCAAUACAUGUACGCCAGGCAAUGUCUUCAGGACGUUAAACCUGGUGGUGGUUCUUGGGGAUGGCCGUAGUGACGUUCGUGUCACCAGCAGAAGUCGGCCGGCGAGGGCACAACGUGACGGGAUGACAUGCCAGAUGCAAGCCGGGAGCAUAGUUGCUCCUUUCCACCAAAUACUCACCCUUCCUUUCCUUCUUUUCUGCUUCUUCGAAUAUAUUUUCACAUCAGAUCCCUCCACCCCCAUAACGCCAUCUCCAAGACCCUGUUUGCUCAUGUAUAAGCGGCGCAAUCAGAAGGUGUCCGAUAUGCCCAUGAUGGAACAACUCAGGGGCAAAAGAAAGCUUCGCAUCACGCUCCGAACGGUCCCAGCAAACAUCAACAUGAAGGUCAAUGAGUGA